Molecule: messenger RNA, 450 nt
Organism: Sclerotinia sclerotiorum 1980 UF-70
Lineage: Eukaryota; Fungi; Ascomycota; Leotiomycetes; Helotiales; Sclerotiniaceae
Exons: 1
Coding region: 1-450 (149 amino acids)
Source: RefSeq, a predicted model, not a curated record
AUGGAUACUGCGCGAGAAAGGGAAGUAGGGCCGAGAAGCUCCAGAGAAAGAGAACUCGAGGCUAAAAUGAGAAUUACCGAGAGAGACACUGAUGUACUUUUGAGAACGCUAGGGGGUAUCGUGAAAAGUUUUGAUGGUUUGGGACAGGUGGCUAGACUGAGGUGGGAGAGUGUCAAUGGGAGGGAUAGAGGAGUGAGGUCUAGUGUUAUUGGUAUUAGUGGGGCCGCCGGAGAAGAAAGUAAUGGGAAGAUGUUUGGUUUUGGGGAGAGAAACGAGGGGAAUAGGAGGAGAGCAGCUACUACUGGGAUGGAGAUGGGCAUGGGUAUGGAGGACAUGGAUAUAGAUUUGGUGAUGAGGGGGAUUCAGGGAGCGGCCCCGAAUGUCAGCAAUGAGAGUUUGAGGGUGCGAGGUAGAGAAGUGGAAGAGGAUGGGUUUGCGGUGUUUCUGUGA